AUGGUGAGUCACAAAUCUUCAGAGGCCAUGGACCCUUCUGACCGUUUUGCUUGUCUCAUUUCUCUAUCGUACUUAUUUCAUACGUUGUCCCUUCUGUUUACUUGCCGCGGUUCAUUUCGGCGAUUUUCGCGUGGUAUUUGUCAGCAUAGUUCCGGUCAAUAUGACCGUCUCGAGAGUUCGGCGUUGCGUAUAUGGAACCUUUACGUUUUUGGAACCGGCUUGGUGGGACUUUCGAGGCAUCUGUAUGACCUUAGCGCUUCCGCCCUAGCUGGAGGCACGAGCAGGCUACGAGUCUUGUGGUUUCUAUGUCAUUGUAGUGCAACAGUAUAG
Pochonia chlamydosporia 170 is the source of this 330-nucleotide messenger RNA. RefSeq lists its product as hypothetical. The transcript has a single exon. Bases 1 to 330 code for a protein of 109 amino acids. The record is from RefSeq and is a predicted model, not a curated record. NCBI's taxonomy places the organism in Eukaryota, Fungi, Ascomycota, Sordariomycetes, Hypocreales, Clavicipitaceae.